This is a messenger RNA of Stegodyphus dumicola, 3508 nucleotides long. It is a transcript of the gene tmod, whose product is annotated as tropomodulin. The record is from RefSeq and is a predicted model, not a curated record. Gene Ontology annotation, cellular component: cytoskeleton; myofibril. Lineage: Eukaryota; Metazoa; Arthropoda; Arachnida; Araneae; Eresidae. Gene Ontology annotation, molecular function: tropomyosin binding. Gene Ontology annotation, biological process: actin filament organization; myofibril assembly; pointed-end actin filament capping.
GCAAAUUGUUGAAUUAAUAUCUCAUCUUAUUUUGUCUGCUAAGCAAUUCGUAUGUCGGUCAAAUUUAGAAUCAUGCUUAUAUAUGGACAUUCUCUGAAUUAGGUUGCGAAAUUUGACUUUCUUAAGAAAUAAGAUUAUUGUUUGUUAUCUGAGGAUUUAAAAGAAAAUGUCAUUUCUUGCGACUAAAUUAUUGGGAAAAGAAGUAAAGGAUUUAGAUGAUAAUGAUAUUGAUGAUUUGUUGGCAUCUCUUACUACUGAAGAACUUGAGCAGUUGAGUAAUGAGGUUGAUCCUGAUGAUUCUCUUCUCCCUCCUUCACAACGAUGUAAAGAUCAAACAAAAAAGGCUCCUACUGGACCUUUAAAUCGGAAAAAAUUGCUGGAAUAUUUGGAAAGAACUGCUAGAGAACAAGCUGAUUGGCCUGAGGUGAAACCAUAUGAGCCAGGACUGAAACGAGGAAAGAUAUGGAAGCCGAAAGAAAUGCCAAAACCUAAAUCUGACGAUUUAGAAAUUGAGUUGGAUCUUGAUGAUGAAUAUGAACAAGCUUUGGGCACUGCUGAUGAAGCAGAAUUAGUUGAUUUAGCUGCUAUUUUGGGUUUGCAUAGUAUGCUAAAUCAAGAUCAAUUCCAUUCUUCCAUUUUAAACAAAGGACAGAAAAUUGGAGACAGAUUUGAAAGUAUUGUUCAUGCUACAAAACCUAAAGUUUUGCCUUUGGAACCUGAUAAUGAUACUGAUGUUGAUAAAACUCUUCAGCAGGUUAUAGAUAAUGAUUCAUCCCUGAAGAAAUUAAAUUGGAAUAACAUUAGGAAUAUUUCAAGAGAAAAAAUGAAGAGAUUAUUUGAAGGCUUAAAGACUAAUACUCAUUUGGAAUAUCUCAGUUUGGCAAAUGUAGAUCUGUAUGAUGCAUCAGCUGAGGUUUUGGUGGAAGCAUUGAAACAAAACAAAACAUUAAUAUCAUUGAAUGUUGAAUCAAACUACUUGUCUGGAAGUAUGAUCAGAGAUUUGAUAGAUGCAUUGCUGACUAAUCAAACUGUUCUGGAAUUCCGUGCUGCAAACCAGAGCCCUGUUAUACUCGGAAAUAAAAUUGAAAUGGAAAUAACAAAACUGAUAGAAGAAAACAAGACAUUAUUGAGGUUAGGAUUGUGUUUUGAUGUUCCUGAUGCUCGAGUUAGAAUUACUGAACACUUGCAGAAGAACAAUGAUCGCAUUCGUCUGCGGAGAAUUGGACUUGAGCCUUAAUUGAAGUAUGUUGAGGAUUUAGUAUCAAGGAGGGCAGUAAAAUAUAAAAUUUACUGUCAUUGCAAUUUUUUCAUUAUGCUUUUUACUUGUACAGUAGUUAUUGAAUGUUUCAAGAUCUUUUGCUCUUGUGUAACAGGACAGAUUAUCUUUUAGUUAUCGUAUUGUGUUCCUAUAAAAUAUCCCAUAUUUUGAUAAUCACGUUAAAGUGAUUUAUUUCAUCUUCUGUGAACUUGAUUGCUGUGUUGUUUGCAAAAUCUCUGCAAAGGUUUUUUAUAGUUGUUAGAUAAUAUGGGCAAAAUCCAAAUGGCUAUGGUAUGAAAUGAUUUUAGUAUGUGCAGGUACAUGUAGUUUCAAUAUCAGUGUCUUUGCUUUUGCAUGAACUUCAAUCAUUUCAUAAUAUAACCUUGGUUUGUUUCAUAAAAUUUUGCUCCUUUUUUAGCUUCCUUUACAUUUUUUGUCACAUGAAAGUCAAACUUUUAAAUUACAGGCUAACAAGGUACUUGCAUCUAAAUGUAUAUACCAUUUGAUAUCUAAAGUGUAUAGAAUAAAAUUCUGUUUUUGUAUAAUCAGGAUUUGUGUGAAUGAAAAGUUUCUAGCUUAUAUGUUAAUGCAAAAUUAUUAUCCAGCCCAAACUUUUGGCUUGUAUGAAAACAAUGAAAUUCUUUUCAGUAUUGAUAUUUCAAGUAGGAUCGGCUCUUUCAAGAGCAACAAUUUUAUAUAGCUGUGAAAUUUUUCUAACAAAACUGAUUGCGUUAAUUAAGUAAAUUUUAAACUGCGUUUGAAAACUUCUCAUCUUGUGAUUUAUGAAAGUUUUAUUAAAGGAAUGGUUUUAAAAUAGUAUGCUAUAAUUAGUUAAUGCAUGAAUAUCUUGGAAGAUAAUAUAAUUUCUGUUAAUAAUUAUAAAAAAAUUAUUUUUUAAAAAUAUUGAUGCCUUAAAUGACAGAUUUUAUAAAAGAAUUACUUAUUCAUAUAAUAAGAAAUUAUUCAGCUUUUUAAUAAUAAAUAUGUUUAAAUUGCUUCCUAUCUUAUUGUACGUGAAGCUCUAUAUAAGUAAAAAAAAAAUAUGUUUUUGUUUUUAGAUAAUACUUUUUAUAGAAAAUUUCACAUUAUUUAAUGUUACUUUCAUCUAUUACUUUCAUUUUAAAUUGUCAUGCUUGUUCAGGCUCGUUUUUGAAACAUUCUUUCUUACCGGUGAUGCCUUUUUAUUUUUGCGAAAUACAUUUAAAUUUUCAGAAGUGUGUGCUGUGUAUAGCUCAAUUGAUGUGUGUCUUUGUUGCUUACUAUCCUUUUGGUAAUUUCUCAUGUUAAAAGAAAAUAAAAUUAUAUGUAAAAUAAUUUAAUUGAUAGUGAAUGAUCAGAUUGAUAAUAAAGAGUGUGAGGUAAUACAUAAAUUUAUUUAGUAAAUUUACAUUGCACAUCUGUGCUUAAUUUAAUGUUAUUGACUCAGUAAAGAAAUAAUUUGAAAAUGUUUAAAAUAUGUGUAAAAAUCAGAUUUAUGUAUCUUGUAUACAUAUUUAUCAUUUUCACUAUUAAAAUUUUUAUGAAAACUAUUAUUUAAAUCUUACAGUGCAUAAAUUUUUCUGGAACUGUGAAUAAAUUUUAAUAAUUUUUCACAAUAUGAAUUGCAAACAGAUCAUCUGCUUAAUAUAUUUUAUUAGCAAACUUAUUAUUUUAAAAUGUGAAACACUUUAAUAAUGUGAAUUUGAAAUAACUUCACUCAUCUAAAAUUAUUUAUUACCAUCAUAAGAUAAAAUGCACAAACAUUUAAUUUUUUUAUGUAUAAUAUUUUAUUCUUCAUAUAUUUUCUCCAUUCUAUUUUGUUCUUGAAAAAUGUUUUUCUGUAAUUUUUUAUAUUGUUCAUAUUUAUAUGGAACUAAUAAUAAAACUAUAUUAAAUGGAAUAAUUUAAUAUUUUGUUGAAAUUUUUAAUAUGAUGAUAGCUAUGAAUGAUGAAUAGUGAAGAGUUCUAAGUUUUAAAAUUGCUCCAGGUUGCUCAUAUGCAGAUGUGAGCAUUAAAGAUAACUGAAUUUCAUGAUUGCAUACUUUAAUGUCACUUGUGUUGUGUGAGAAAAAUAUUUGUUACCAUUAAAAUAUCUUUUACUUGCCAUUAGAAUGUUUCAUUGCCUUCAGAUCACAGAAAAUGUGUAUGUGUGCUAAAGCUUUAAUACACUGCCAUUUUAAUAUUGUAUAUCAUUUCAAGUAAAAUAUAUUAAUGUUUCCUAGCUCUUUGUGAAAUUGUCAAAGCAGGUUUAAUAAAAGAUUAUAAAUUAAA